UUUAAAUAACGGAAGAUAUGGGUCAUCUAUUUAGACAUUAAGAAGGAAGUGCUGGUAAAAUUAAUAAUUUUAAUAUGCAUAAGCUCCUGUUGUAGCUGUUAUUCCAACUCCUUAAGCAUCAACAAUAGAUUAUGAUUGGGUACUAAUUUCAGGGUUCAUAAUCGUUUUGACAUAAGUGGGAUUUGCAUUUAUUGAAGCAGGAUCAGUGAGAUAUAAGAAUUCCUAAUCAAUAGUGAUAAAAGUACUAUUGGGUUUAUUUUUGACAAUAUUAAUAUGGUGGUUGGUAAGAAUAAAAGUUAAAUAAAUAUAGUUUGGAUAUGGAUUUUCAUUUGGUUAUGAUUUCUAAACAAAUUUUAUGGGAGGUACAAAAUUAGGAGGAGCAAAUUGGGAAGCAAAUCAAUACGGAAAUGAUUAUACUAAUUUUGGUAUUUCUGUUAAUAUUCAAAUUUGUAUAGUAUUUAGAGCAGCAGGUGCAGCAAUCGGUGUAUCAGUAUUAUCUGGAGCAGCAGCAGAAAGAAUGACAUUCUUAGCAUGGUCUAUUUUAACAAUUGUAUAUGCAGCAUUCAUAUAUGCAGGAUUAGCACAUUGGACAUUAGCAAAAGGAUGGUAUAAAUUAAAUAUAUUUUAAAAAGGUUAACAACUUUAGGAUAUAAAGAUUUCUCAGGAGCUGGCGUAGUAUUUUUUGCUGCAGGAGUUGCUGGAUUAGUCGUUACUGUUCUUUUAAAACCAAGAAGAUUUAGAUUUGAUCCAAAUACAACAUUAUAAUUCUAAAGACAUUCACCAAUUUAUAUUGGAUUUGGAUCUAUAUUAGUAUUUGCAGGAUGGUUAUUCUAUAAUGGAGGUAUUGUUGCUUAAGGAGCUAAUGCUAAAUACACUUAAGGAUUAGUUGCUGUCAAUACUUUGAUUGCUGGUGCAACUGGUGGAUUCUUUGCUUUUAUUAUUAGAUAUUUCUAAUAUGAAGUUACAAGUUUAGUUGCUUUAUCUAGAGGAAUUGUUAGUGGUUUAGUAGCUGUUAGUGCUGCUACUGAUGAUAUGAAACCAUGGACUGCAUUCAUUUAUGGUCUUUUGGCUGCUGUCUUUUAUAGUGUAUUAGCUAAAAUCAUUCCUAAAGUUCAUAUUGACGAUCCUGUUGAAGUUGUUCCUGUAUUUUUGGUAUUAUUUUUCAUUCAUUUUAGGGUAAUGGAUUCUUAGGAAUCUUUUUAUCAGCAUUCUUCGAUACUAAAGCUGGUGUUUUCUAUGGAUUUGGUGCUAAAUUAUUAGGAAUGUAAUUAUUAGGAUUAUUGAUCAUAUUUGUAUGGGUUGCCUUCUUUGUUUUAAUUACAUUACUUGUUUUAAAGGGAUUUGGAGUACUUAGAAUUGAUGCUGAAACUGAAAAUAUUGGUAUUGAUAAAGCACAUUGUAAUUUUAUAUCAUUUAUUUAUUUUUAGGCUUGGGUGAAGCCAUCGUUUUUGCUAACUAAGUUGAUGAAGUGCCUCUUGUUUAAAAAACUGAAUUGGUCUAAUUAGGAAAUAGUCAAGUUGGAUCAGGAUUUAGACCUGGAUUUAGAUGAUAUUAAAAUCAUUUAUAUAUAUGAGCAG
This is a messenger RNA of Paramecium sonneborni, 1577 nucleotides long. The record is from the annotation of a GenBank genome assembly. NCBI's taxonomy places the organism in Eukaryota, Ciliophora, Oligohymenophorea, Peniculida, Parameciidae.